Molecule: messenger RNA, 3964 nt
Organism: Pipistrellus kuhlii (Kuhl's pipistrelle)
Lineage: Eukaryota; Metazoa; Chordata; Mammalia; Chiroptera; Vespertilionidae
Gene: ZSCAN20
Product: zinc finger and SCAN domain containing 20
Exons: 8
Coding region: 739-3792 (1017 amino acids)
Biological process (GO): regulation of transcription by RNA polymerase II
Cellular component (GO): nucleus
Molecular function (GO): DNA-binding transcription factor activity, RNA polymerase II-specific; RNA polymerase II transcription regulatory region sequence-specific DNA binding
Source: RefSeq, a predicted model, not a curated record
AGAAAUUUCAGUCAUUGUACUGUUGAUAUUUGGCUCUGUUGACUAAUGAGUUUGCUGACCACUGGGCUAGUGGGUAGAUAAUGAUAAAGUAUUAAUAUGAUCUGGGUAAUGAUACAGAAAACAUAGGUGGUGUGGAAGCUUGUGGCUCAGGACUGAAUCUUGGAAAAGUACAAUUUAAGCUGAGUCCUAAGUAGGUAAAGAAAGGGAAGAGACUGUUCCCAAAGGAGACCCCAGCAUGAAGGAGGGUUCAGAGGGCAGCAGGAUGUAGGAGCUGCCAUCUGUGCAGCUGAAACCACCAUGACUGGUGGGAGCACGGCGAAGAAAAGAGGUUUGGGCAAGGCUUGCAUUUGAUCCUCAGGGAAAUGAGAGGUCCCUGAAGGGUGUGUAGGAGGGAAGUGACAUGGUCAGAUUUUGAUUUAGUCUGGUUGUGCAAAGAAUGGGUCAAGGGUGAGAGGAGUGAAGGCAGGGACAUAAGAUAAAAUGCUGAUCAAUUGAAUGUGAUGAUUUGUCUGGACCGAGGUGGUGGCCUUGGAGAUGUAGAUGGUUAGAAGACUGAGUGGACACAGUUUGGUGAUGGCUUGGAUGUGGGGCAUCUUGGAGAAGGGUGAUGAUCAGGUGCCUGGAAUAGAGCCGUGGGAAGCACUUCCUCGCCCAGGAGCCCCUUGAAGGACACACCGUAGAUGCAGGAAGACGUUGGGUGAGGACAGCCCAGCUGAAGUGAGGCACCCAGGACAGAGCAUGGCUGUGGCCCGGGAGUCCCAGGCCCAGGUGUCUCCCCAACCGGAGCUCGAAGAACUCCUGAUUGUGAAACUGGGGGAGGACGCAUGGAGAUCAGAAUCCAGACCUCGGGAGGAGGACCAUGGCCCUGUCCCUGGCCCCGAGGCCUCCCGCCAGCGCUUCAGGCAGUUCCGGUACAGGGAUGCCUCGGGACCGCACGAGGUCUUCAGCCAGCUCUGGGCGCUCUGCUGUCGCUGGCUGAGGCCAGAGAUCCGCCUCAAAGAGCAGAUUCUGGAGCUGCUGGUGCUGGAGCAGUUCCUGACUAUCUUACCCAGGGAGGUCCAGGCCUGGGUGCAGGCGCGCCACCCUGAGAGCGGCGAGGAGGCGGUGGCCCUGGUGGAGGAUUGGCACCGAGAGGCCCGGGCUGCAGGGCAUCGGGAACUGGGAUUGUGUGAAGAGACCCGCCCCUUGAAGGCAAUGCGGGAACCUCGGUGCUUUCAGCAGCAGUCAGCACAGCACUGGCCCGAGAGACCACCCCAGAGGCAGUGGGUGAGGAAUCCGUGCCCCGCCCUUCCCAAGCAUCUCAACUCCAAGAUGGCGCCCCAGGCCUUGGAAGAGAGUGCUGUCCUCACUCCCCGAGUCCUUACUCUCACAAAGAUGGGGAGCGUUGGAGAUUGGGAGGUGACAGCUGAGUCCCAGGAAGCCCAGGGCCCUGGCAGACGUGCCAAGAAGGAGUUUCGCAAGGAGCCCCCAGGAGACAACCGUGGGAACGGCAUGUCCCUGGGAGUUCUAGUUUCAAAACCAGAUAUCAUCUCCCAACGAGAGCAAGAGCCAGAAUUCUGGGGUCCGAGUCGUAUAAAUUCCGGAAAAAGGCACACUGCAGAUUACAGCCUGGAUAAUGAGCAGAUAAAACCAGCCCCAGCUCCGGUCUGGAGGGACUCUAAGGCCUGGGAGGAACAGUACCAAUGGGACGUGGAGGACAUGAAGGUGUCGGGCGUGCAUUGGGGCUAUGAAGAGACCAAGACGUUCCUGGCCAUUUUGAGUGAGUCUCCUUUCUCUGAAAAGCUCCGGACUUGUCACCAGAACCGACAGGUGUACCGGGCCAUCGCAGAGCGGCUGAGGGCACGAGGCUUCCUGCGGACACUGGAGCAGUGUCGCUACAGGGUCAAAAACCUCCUCCGGAACUACCGGAAAGCCAAGAGCAGCCACCCACCGGGGACCUGCCCCUUCUAUGAGGAGCUGGAGGCCUUGGUGAGGGCUCGGACGACCAUCAGAGCCACAGAUUGCCCAGGAGUGGCUGUGGCACUCCCCAGGCUGGGGGACAGUGAUGCAGAGAUGGAAGAACAAGAGGAUGGGAACUGGGAGCAAGAGGAAACGGCAGAAGACUGUAAUGGUGAUGACCUGGCCACUGGCGAGUCUGUCCAGGGGCCCAGGAUUUCAAGGGGUCCAGCUCUAUUCCAAAGUCGUGUUGCAGGCGUGCACUGGGGCUACGAGGAGACCAAGGCCUUCCUGACCAUCCUCAGUGAGUCCCCAUUCUCUGAAAAGCUUCGCACCUGUCACCAGAACAGUCAGGUGUACCGGGCCAUCGCAGAGCGGCUGUGUGCACAGGGCUUCCUGCGGACACUGGAGCAGUGUCGCUACAGAUUCAAAAACCUCCUUCGAAGCUACCGGAAAGCCAAGAGCAGCCACCCACCAGGGACAUGCCCUUUCUAUGAGGAGCUGGACUCACUGGUGAGGGCGCGGACUGCAGUCAGAGCCAUGGGGAACAUCAGAGAGGUAGCAGGUCUUCCUACGUCUGGGUGGAGCAGUACAGAGGCUGACGACCAGGAGGCCUGGGAUGAGAUGGCAGAUGAAAAUGUCAUCAAACCUCCAACCCCAUGUCCUAAAACCCCACACACUGGUUUUGAGAUGAGUCAUGAGGAUGAAGGCCAGAGUUCAGAGCAGGAUAUUUUUGAGGAUUUGCCUGGAGUGUUAUCAAAAUGUCCUCCAGAAGUUGUUUGCCACCCUAAUGAUUGGGAGGAAGACAGCGAACAUGAAAAUGAAAAUGAAGAGCAGGCAGGAAAUCCACCACAGGAAAGGUGGGAUGAAUGUUCUUCUGAAGAGGACGUGGAAAAACUUAUUGACCAUCAAGGUCUGUACCUUGCAGAGAAACCCUACAAGUAUGACACAUAUGUGAAAAGCUUCAGUCGGACCUCCCACUUCAUUGCUCACCAGUGGACACACACAGGUGAGAAGCCCUACAAAUGCCUCAAAUGUGGGAAAAGCUUUAGUGAUCACUCUAAUCUUGUCACCCACCAGAGAAUUCACACAGGGGUAAAGCCCUAUAAAUGUGGGGCAUGUUGGAAAAGCUUCAACCAGAGCUCAAAUCUUUUGAAACAUCAGAGGAUCCACUUGGGAGGAAAUCCUGACCAUUGUAGUGAGCCUGGGGAAAACUUUGACCAAAGCCCAUCCUUUAAUGCUCACUGGAGGAACCUGACAGAGGAGACAACUCCUGAACAACCUAAAAGUGCCAGUAAGAACUUGGGUUCUCCUGGACCAUACAGCACCAACUCAGAGGAGAAAUUUUAUCCAUGUUCUGAGUGUGGAAGAACCUUUUCCAAGAGCUCUGCCCUCAUUAGUCACCAAAGAAUCCAUACAGGAGAGAAACCAUAUGAAUGUGCUGACUGUGGGAAAAGCUUCAGUAAGAGCUCCACCUUGGCUAACCACCAGAGAACCCACACUGGGGAGAAGCCAUAUAAGUGCAUAGAUUGUGGGAAGUGCUUCAGUGAACGCUCUAAGCUCAUCACACACCAGAGAGUGCACACAGGAGAGAAGCCCUACAAAUGCCUCGAAUGUGGAAAAUUCUUCCGUGACCGUUCUAAUCUGAUUACUCACCAGAGGAUUCACACGGGAGAGAAGCCUUAUAAGUGUAGAGAGUGUGGGAAAUGCUUUAACCAGAGCUCCAGUCUCAUUAUUCACCAGAGAAUCCACACUGGAGAAAAACCCUACAAGUGCUUGGAGUGUGGCAAAGACUUCAACAACAGCUCUCACUUCAGUGCCCACCGGAGAACCCAUGCAGGAGGGAAAGCGUCAUAGAAGACAACUCCCCUCCACAACAAAAGAGAUAAAUGUGUAUUUAUAUCUCCCAAGAUUAUAAGAUGUAUGGCAGAAAGAAAUAUCCCCAGUUUUUAAGCUUGGUGUGUACCAGGGAAGUUCUCUUGAUAUAAUCCAGGUAAUUUGGAAGCGAAUUACAAAUGCUAAGGAUCCA